Molecule: messenger RNA, 2801 nt
Organism: Toxorhynchites rutilus septentrionalis
Lineage: Eukaryota; Metazoa; Arthropoda; Insecta; Diptera; Culicidae
Gene: Strip
Product: striatin-interacting protein 1
Exons: 10
Coding region: 125-2644 (839 amino acids)
Biological process (GO): cytoskeleton organization
Cellular component (GO): cytosol
Source: RefSeq, a predicted model, not a curated record
AACACCCACGAAAAAGAAAAUAAAGUGUCAUUAAUGGAGUUCGCCUGUUGGAAAAUUUUUGCUCCUUGAAAAUAUCAGUUUAAACCAUUGAAAAAGGCCCCUGAACGGGCCAAAAAUAUUCACCAUGGAAGGCACGGGCGACAUGCUAACGAUUAAUAACUUUUUCGAGAAUGAUAUGCUGGAUGGGAGCAGUGGUUUAGAGUUUCCCGAUUUAGAUUUCAUUUACGCAGAUGCGGACACGCACGCCAACGAGAUCGCGGAGCUGUACAGCUACACCGAACAGCCUGAGUUCCAGCACAAUGUAAAGGCUUUCGAAGAUCAAAUGGAGUACUACAAACUGCCACCCAGCUGGCAGAAGCUGACGGUUAAAGAGCAGCGUGGAAUUAUACUAAAAUUGCUCGAUCAGUUGGACAUGUCGAAGAAAAGCCUCCGCAUGAAGGCUGCUCGAUGCAUUCUUUAUCUGGCCCAAGGAUGUUGGGCCGAAGUUCAGUGCGACCAAGAGCAGCAAACCCUGGCUCGGAACAACGUGAUGCUUCUAUACGAUGCAGGCGUAUUCGGGGCGUUCGUUGAAUUGCUGAAUCUGGAAAUUGACAAUUCGUCAACGGCUAGCAUUGCCAUUCGCAAGGUCGCUGUUUCGUUGGCGGAUUCCGUCGAUCUGAGGGUUAUUCUAUCUGUGCUGUAUAUUAUCACCGAAGUCAUGCGAGCCGAGAAAGAGAGCGGAAACGAAGAGUGCUCCAAAUUGGUGGCCAACUUUACCAAUGAGAUAACCUAUCCCAUCGGUGACGAGCUACUCUCGGUGAAGCUACUGGGCAUGAUUACAAAAUUUUGCAGUGGCUUAGCACCGCAUUUUCCCAUGAAAAAGGUGCUCUUGCUUCUGUGGAAGGUGUCUCUUGUAUCUCUGGGUGGAAUGGAUACAUUGAAAGACCUUAAAGAUCAAUACCGCACCGCUCAUGGUCUUCCCCAGAGCAAGGAAGACACGCUCGAGAUUUCUAAAAUCAUGCGAGCCAGCUCGCCACCCAUCACGGCGCCCUCGAAUGAGGACAAUCAGAAUCCGAAGCGGAGCAAGCCCUUCCGAAGAGUAUGUACGAACACUACUAGUCAGUUACAAGAGAGUCUCAUCAAACAAAGCUCGCUAGACGAACAGGAGCAACUUGGGCUCGAAAUGGAGACACCUUCGACGGAAAAUGAGGAAGAGCUAUCGGAGUACUUCCGCCAGUACGAGGACCCGGUUAACAAUGCCAGCGAAUCGAGCGCGGAUGCUACCGAUGAGAAUAAUGACACGACACCGCCAGCGGAAAGUCAGGAACAGCAGGAGCAGCUAAGCAAUAAGUUACCCUGGGCUCCGAAGAUUCGCCGGAAGGAUAUUGACAUUUUUUUGAAUAAUUCACGGGGCAAAUUUAUCGGGUAUAUUCUGAAGGAUGACCAAAAGACGCUCGCUGGUCUGCCACAACCGAUUCAGGAGGGUUUCCACACGUUGGAGAAGCACAUGUACAUCAGCCUGGCAGACGUACAAAUCAAAAAGGAGGAAGACAUCACCCGCAAUCCCAUUUCCACUUCCGAAGGGGAAAUCACGCAAACACCAACCGAAAUACUCUAUCAAGCAAUACUCCCCAACCUUCCUCAAUACAUGAUCUCGCUACUUAAGAUACUGCUCGCCGCAGCGCCAACCUCGAAAGCCAAAACUGAAAGUAUUAACAUAAUGGCCGACGUACUGCCAGAGGACAUGCCGAUGACGGUGACACAGUCCACCAAGCUGGGCAUCGACGUGAGCCGCCACAAGGAGAUCACAGUGAAGGCCGUCUCCGCCAUUUUACUGCUUUACCUGAAGCACUUCAAGAUCAACCACAUCUACCAGUUCGAGUUUAUGUCUCAGCAUCUGGUGUUUGCCAACUGUAUUCCGCUGGUGUUGAAAUUCUUCAACCAAAACAUCAUGAGCUACGUCGGCUCGAAGAAUGUCAUUCCGUUGAUGGACUUUCCGUCGUGUGUGAUCGGCGAGCAGCCCGAGAUGACGUCCGAGUCGCUUAUCAUUGGCGAUUCAGCCCCAUACUCGUGGCGCAACGUGUUCUCGUGUAUCAAUUUGCUGCGCAUUCUCAACAAACUGACCAAAUGGAAGCACUCUCGCAUCAUGAUGCUGGUGGUGUUCAAAUCUUCCCCGAUUCUCAAACGUACGCUCAAAGUGCGUCACGCUCUGAUGCAGCUUUACGUUCUCAAACUGCUGAAAAUGCAGACCAAGUAUCUGGGCCGGCAGUGGCGCAAAUCGAACAUGAAAACCAUUAGCGCCAUCUACGCCAAAGUGAGACAUCGACUGAAUGACGAUUGGGCAUUCGGAAACGAUCUGGACGCCAGACCGUGGGACUUCCAGGCCGAGGAGUGCGCACUGCGUAACUGUGUGGAUCGGUUCAACAAUCGACGAUACCUUCAGGUGAAUGCGCCGGAUUUCAUUGCCAGCGAAUUUGACGACCCUGUUGAGAAUGAUACCGUCAACGGGGGUAGCAAUGGGGGAAAUGGCGGGAACGGGCGAAAGUCGGACGAAAUUGAACUGAGCGAAGAGUUCAAGCAGAACUAUGAACUUUGGCUGCAGCAGGAGGUUUACAAUAACAACAUCGACUGGGACUCGCUGAUUUGCAAUGAGGACUUCACAUAGAUUAGACUCGAUCGAUCGUCGAACCGGGUAAGUACCGUAACAUGGAGGGACAGCAUAGUGGAUGACAAGAUGUUUCGAACGUAUCGACAAAGUGACAAGCGUGCUCAGCUUAGCAGGUAAACUAUUUAACAAAAAUGUAAUAAACAUUAUUAUGGAA